GUUCACUCAUGCUAGCUGACAACUUCCAGCGAUGCAAACAUUCAUGGUAGUAAAAGACUGCUGAUCUGGGCUCAAAGAAGUUCAAGCUUCCGCAUCCGCCGAAGACAACGCUAGUCUCCACCAAACCCUCACUCUUGACCCCACCUGGUACAUUUCACAACAUGGAAUUUACAGCUUGCACGAUCCUCGCUGGAGGGAAAAACGCCCACUAUGAACGCACUCGGUGAUGUGUCUCCCACCUUGGGCCCAACUCAACUUGCUGCCGGAAAUGCUCCUCCAACGCCUCCGCACGAGAAUGCGCUCGACGAUAUCUACGGUUCCGCGCCCGCGUCACCCACUCUCGCUGCGAACAUCCCACAUGCACACAACCAUGAGAUACUCUCAGACCUUCCAUCCCGUCAACGUGCGCUAGAUACAGAUGCAUAUCGCGAGGGUCUAGCGAAUAGUAAAGGGCAAUACGUACAGGAAGGCUUCGAUGAAGGCUACUCCCUAGGCGCAAAUCUGGGUUUGAAGGUGGGCUACAUACUAGGAGUCCUACGAGGUUUUACUGCUGCAUGGAGAGGCCAUGACGAGCAGAUCCACAAAGAAGUAGCAGAAUUCUACGAAUCUGCGCGCAAGGAGCUUGCAAUCGAGGAGUUGCUGGGUCGCCAAUGGGUAGAUGAGGAAGGAAUAUGGAAGUGGGGUGUUGUAGGGAAGGAUGAAGAUCCCACAUUCAGAGAGGUAUCGGAUCAGCAUCCCCUAGUGAAGAAGUGGAUGGGUGUCGUUGAGGAACUGGCAAAGAGGUGGAAUGUUGAUCUCCAGGCUGUGGAGAAAAGUCAAGUGCCACAGGAUGGCCAGUCGUGAGGAGCAUUUGAAGAUUGGCCUUCUCCCCAGUGCCACUUUUCGAUUGCAUCCUCAAGUAACGUCAACAAGCGCCAGAUGGUGUGACAGUGCCUUAUCCGAAUUGGUUCGCCGCUUCUCAAAUCAGAACGUUCUACAGUUUGGUUAAAGAAGGGGGAGGUUCUCAUCAACAGGCACAGGAUAGUCAUCCACCGUGUUCGGCGAAGAGACAGUUCUGGGUGUAACUCUCCUCAUGACCGAUCACGCGAAGACAGAGUUUUUGAC
Molecule: messenger RNA, 1104 nt
Organism: Alternaria alternata
Lineage: Eukaryota; Fungi; Ascomycota; Dothideomycetes; Pleosporales; Pleosporaceae
Exons: 1
Coding region: 211-843 (210 amino acids)
Source: RefSeq, a predicted model, not a curated record